CAGCCCUGACAAUUUCCAACAUUUCCUCAUUCAAAGACAAAACACCAUUCGUCAUGUCAACACAAAGAACAGUUGCUUUGGGAGCCUAUAGAAACUUGCUCAAAGCUCAAAAGCAAACUUUUGGAGCCGAUGUCGUCGCUCUCAAUGCCGCCCGUGCAAAGACCUAUGUGGAAUUCAACAAUAGCAAGAAUGAGACAGACCCAAAUGUCAUAGAAGAGAAAAUUACCUUGGCAAAUCAAGUUGCUUCCAUCCUCAGAAGCAACAUCGUACAGGGUGUUAGAAAGGAGGAAGAAGUCGACACUGAUAUCUACAAACUCAAGUUCCACCCUGGCAUUGAAUUGGGCGACAACGACUCAAUACGGAAUUCCAAGGGCAGCCAUAGGAAGAGUAAGAAACAGAAAGCAUCUGGCGGUUGCUGUGGCGGACACUAGAUUUUGGAGGUCAAGGUUUAAGGGGGUAGCCUGCGUUUGAAUGGCACGGUGACAAGCUGAAGGAGGUUCUCCAAAGGGAGUGCAAAUAGGGGAGCUUAGAGAUUUGGAUUUCAAAAAAAAAAAAAAACGGUUUACCUAGGUAGUCUCUUUUUGUAAACAAGAAGCCUAUCAUAUUUCUUUAAAGAAUACACACUUUCGCUUUGUACAUAUCCAACA
Umbelopsis ramanniana AG is the source of this 647-nucleotide messenger RNA. RefSeq lists its product as uncharacterized. NCBI's taxonomy places the organism in Eukaryota, Fungi, Mucoromycota, Umbelopsidomycetes, Umbelopsidales, Umbelopsidaceae. Bases 54 to 431 code for a protein of 125 amino acids. The transcript is spliced from 4 exons. Gene Ontology annotation, biological process: mitochondrial respiratory chain complex III assembly. The record is from RefSeq and is a predicted model, not a curated record.